Monopterus albus (swamp eel) is the source of this 3085-nucleotide messenger RNA. RefSeq names its product fibulin-1-like. Gene Ontology annotation, molecular function: peptidase activator activity; calcium ion binding. Bases 225 to 2318 code for a protein of 697 amino acids. Lineage: Eukaryota; Metazoa; Chordata; Actinopteri; Synbranchiformes; Synbranchidae. Gene Ontology annotation, cellular component: extracellular region. Gene Ontology annotation, biological process: extracellular matrix organization. The record is from RefSeq and is a predicted model, not a curated record. The transcript is spliced from 17 exons.
AUGAACGACAGCUCCCUCCACCCCGCCCCCAAACCGCAAACCUCAUAUGCAAAGAGAUAUGUGUCGCCUGUUGCGAUGCUUUGGCUGUGAAGUUCUUCCUGACGGAGAAAGUUUCAUAGCAGACACGCUCCCUUCGCCCCCACAGUUCAGCCUCUCUUAAUGGUAAUCUCAAUAAAUUACCCAAUAGUAAAGUUUGGACCAUUUAACUGGGCACACCGAGUCCGAUGGCGCAGUGGACAAUACUGUUAUUUUCUCUAUACGGAGUUCUGAAAGGACAAGACACUGCAGAGAUUCAUCCUAUUGAACAGUGGUGUUGUCAGGACGGCAGGAAUCGAGCCCUAAAAGGACAAGACUGUACAAUCCUCCCCCCUAUCUCCGACUCCCUCACGUGCAGGAUUGCACAGGAGCAGUGUUGUACAGCAGUAAUAGAAAACAACCUUUGUCUCAACGGUAUCAAAAUGGCCCUGGGGCAAGGGGCCUGUGAGAAGCCCUUCUUCCCUGGAAAUCCCUGGGAAACCCAAAUCUCAAAGAUGUGUUGUGACUGCUGUGAACUCGGCCGGACUGCAGCAAACUGGGACUGGAACUGCAAGCUUCAGGGUCUGUUGCUGGGGAGACAGUGCACAUACACAGCUAAAAUCUGCUGUGGAAAAAACACAGUAGAGGAAGUUGAAGACUUUUACAUCACCACAUCACCAGUGACAAAAAUACCUCCAGCCAGUGUGACAACCCAGCCUCCAGAGGAACUGGGUGCCUGCAGAGGCUCCAAUUGCUCCCAGCUGUGUGUAGGUAAUGGCACAUGUUCCUGCCAUGACGGUUAUCAGCUGCAAAAAGAUGGGGUGACUUGUGAGGAUGUUAAUGAGUGUCUGACUGGCAGUCACAGCUGCAUCUUGGGCCAAAUGUGCAUUAACACAGAGGGCUCAUUUCGCUGUCAGAGGGAAAUCAGCUGUGGCACCGGGUAUGAACUCAGAGAGGACAACAGUUGCCAAGACAUUGAUGAGUGCGCUUUGGAGAUCCAUAAUUGUGGACCAGACUUUUCGUGCACGAACACAGCAGGCUCGUUCCGCUGCCACCCGAAGGAGAAGUGCCCACAUGGCUUCAUUCAGGAUGCUUUCGGCAGCUGUAUUGACAUCAAUGAGUGUCUGGCCCACAUGAGUCCUUGCCCACCUGGCCAGAUAUGUAUGAACACAGAGGGCUCCUAUACCUGUCGCAAGGUCACAGUCACCUGCGGACGAGGCUAUCACCUUAGUGAAGAUGGCACUCGUUGCGAAGAUGUUGAUGAGUGUCAUACAGGCAACGUGUGCGGUGAGCAUGGCUGUGUGAACCUGGUGGGCUCACACCGCUGUGACUGCAAACGUGGCUUUGCCUUCAACAGCAUCACCAAACUGUGUGAAGAUAUCAAUGAGUGCAGGUAUUAUCCCGGACGACUCUGUGCCCACAAGUGUGAGAACACAGAGGGGUCUUACCAGUGCAGCUGCACCACAGGUUUCAAACUGUCCCCUGAUGGCAGAAACUGCGAAGAUGUGAAUGAAUGUGAGGCCAACCCUUGUAACCAGGAGUGUGCCAAUGUCUAUGGCUCCUACCGGUGCUACUGUCGGCGUGGUUACCAGCUGAGUGACAUUGAUGGGAUAACGUGUGAAGAUAUUGAUGAGUGUGCUCUGCCCACUGGAGGUCAUGUGUGCUCCUACCGCUGCUACAAUUCUCCAGGAAGUUUCUACUGUGCCUGCCCACCCACUGGCUACACAGUUGCCCCCAAUGGACACACAUGUCAAGACAUUGAUGAAUGUGCAUCAGGAAGCCAUACCUGUUCUGCCUCUAAAACCUGCUUCAAUGUCCAGGGAGGAUUUCGCUGUCUGUCUGUUGAAUGUCCUCCAAACUUCCAGCAAGCAGCACAUGGAUCCAGAAGAGAUACUUCAUUCAGUGUGCGCUGUAUUAAGGCCUGCCAAGCUAACGACAUUGGCUGUGCUCUCAACCCUGUCCACCUCAUCACCCACAGUUUCCUCUCUCUGCCAGCCUUCAGAGACUUCAGUGGACCAGAAGAAAUAGUUUUCCUGCGGACAAUUACAGCAGCAAACCAUGCUCAUCUCCCUGGUGCUACUGAUAUUUCAUUUGAAAUGCUGGCUGCAGAUGACCAGGCCUCUUUUGAUGUGGUGAAGCGUUCCCAUCAGGGCACGAUUAUGGGUGUAGUCCGGCAGGUAAAACCUGUCACUGGCCCCAGGGAUCUUGUGCUGAAGGUGGCUCUGAACUAUAUCAGGUCAGGGGUCAUUUCCUAUCGCAAUUUUGUCAUCAUCCAUGUCUUCAUCUCUGAGUACUGGCUCUGAGCUGACCUAAGAAGUGAAUAUGCAUAGUCCAUUAGCAAUACAACACAUGACUUGGCAAUUCUGAAUAUCUGGAGAUGCCACAUUUAUUGUGUGAAUGUUACUUGCAAGAUUUCAAGUUUUUUUUUUGCAAGUGUUUCUGAUACACUCAAUUUAGUUGCUGUAGCAACCAACCAGCCAAGGUUUACAACGGGUCGCUGUCUUUUCAACACAAUAAACACUGUUAAACAAGAUAACAUUAUCAAGAAACUGGACCAAGAGGCUAUAGCCAUGAUAGCAGCAAUGUGAUGCUGUUCUUGGACACAGCAGUAUAUUAGUUAAAUGCUAAUGACAAUGUUAACAUGCUAAUGCUUUUUAUUUACCACAUUCACUGUCUUAGUUUUGUGUGUUCGGAUGCUACUAUUCACUAAUUAGCACAGAAUUACAGCUGGGGCAUGUGGUAAUGUUAUUAAUAUACAGCCAUAAACCAAAGUACUUAACAAAUUUAAAAUGUGAUCUGAUGGUGUCACUAGAUGAAAAGACCAUUAAUAUCAUCAGUAUUCAUCCUAUGGACAACAUGCAUGUACAGUAUGUAUGCUUUUUCAAUGAAAUCCAUCUAUUAGUUGUCAUUACUUCAAAUGUCAGUCACUAAUAAACAAAAAUGUCAAAAUGCUGGGGGUGCUAAAGGAAAAGUCUAGAGAUCACCAGAGUUAGUAAUGUUGAUCCUCUGGGGAACAUGCAAUACAUCUAAUAGCUGUUGAGAUAUUUCAGUCUGGACCAGAGCAAUGGAC